This is a messenger RNA of Andrographis paniculata, 785 nucleotides long. Its product is annotated as protein NEGATIVE REGULATOR OF RESISTANCE-like. The transcript has a single exon. Lineage: Eukaryota; Viridiplantae; Streptophyta; Magnoliopsida; Lamiales; Acanthaceae. The coding region runs from base 103 to 474 and encodes 123 amino acids. Gene Ontology annotation, biological process: regulation of systemic acquired resistance. The record is from RefSeq and is a predicted model, not a curated record.
GUUAGCUGUUUCUUCCCAGCUACCUCGGCUCUACCUCUUCUCUUCUAUUCAUACGUAUCCAUCAAUCUAUCUAUUCAUCGACCAUUUUAAUUAAUUUAAUUCAUGGACGAGGAGAAGAGAAAGCACGAAGAUGGCGAGGGAGAUGAUUACAGCAGCGCCAAGAGGGGGAAGCCUGCUGCCGCUGCCGGGCGGAACGAAGAAGGAGCGGCGCCGCCGGGGGAUGAAGAGGUGGAUGAAUUCUUUGCAAUACUGAAGAGAAUUCAUGUGGCUGUUAAGUAUUUCCAGGAGCGCGGCGCUGUGGCGGCGCCGGAGAAGUCCGUUUGGACGCCGGCAUUCAGACGGGAAGAUUUCGAAGGCGUUAAGGGAUCAGAAGACGAGCCGAAGAAGAAGAAGAAGAUGGAUGCUCCGAAUGCGGCGGCGGGUUUGGAUCUUAACUCGGAUCUUACUUCUUCUGAUGUUUCGGAUUCUAGUUAAUUAAUUUAUUUAUUUUAUAUAAUAAUAAUAUUGACUAAUUAAUUGUGAGAAACCGGAUCCAUCAUAGUGGAGUGGAGUGGAGUAUCAUUUCUGGAACCGGCUCGGCUCGGCUCGGCUCAUAUGGAGUACUCAACAUGGCUCUGUUUAGACAGCCUUUUUAUAUUAGAAACAUGCACGUGUAGUGCUGGUAAGAUCCGAUGGACAUACAUAACGGCACAAAUCAAGAUCAGUCGAUACUACUCGAUUCUACUCUUUCUUGGUUUGGCUCCGAUCCGAUCCGGGACGAAGAAUAUGAAUCUGAAUUUGAUUUC